Hemiscyllium ocellatum (epaulette shark) is the source of this 5615-nucleotide messenger RNA. Its product is annotated as Golgi apparatus protein 1-like. The record is from RefSeq and is a predicted model, not a curated record. Lineage: Eukaryota; Metazoa; Chordata; Chondrichthyes; Orectolobiformes; Hemiscylliidae. Gene Ontology annotation, cellular component: Golgi membrane. The transcript is spliced from 26 exons. Gene Ontology annotation, molecular function: fibroblast growth factor binding. The coding region runs from base 24 to 3542 and encodes 1172 amino acids.
GUGGCUGCGGCUGCCGCUACAAGAUGGCGGCGUGUGGACGUGGGAGUCUGGUGUUGGCAGGGGCAGCUUGGGACUGGAGAUGGAUGCGGGCCUCGUAUUGUCUGCUGGCGGCGGCAGCGGCCCUCACUCUCCUGCUCCCGUGUCACUGUGGGGCGCAGGGAGGACCGGAUCGCGGCCGCAGUCGGGACGCGUUGGCUAUGCACAACCAGCCGCAGGAUGGCGUCCCCGCGGGCCAGGUCGACGUCCAGGGUCUGCCCCAAGCUCAGUUCCAGGCCCGUCCGCAGGGCCAGGCCCAGGCCCAGGCCCAAUUCCAGGCCCCGCGGAAGAACGUCUGGCGGCUUUCGGAGGAGCCGGUAUGUCACGAAGACGUGGUCCGCCUGUGCCCCAAACACACCUGGCAGAACAACUUCGCGGUGCUGGAGUGUCUGCAGGACGUGCGGGAGGUAGAUGAUGAAAUUUCUUCUGACUGUAACCAUCUAUUGUGGAAUUACAAAUUUAAUCUAACUACAGACCCUAAAUUUGAGGCUGCAGCAGGGGAAGUUUGCAGAAUCACUCUGAGUGAAGUGAAGGAGUGUGCUGAUCAGGAACCGGGGAAAGGCUACGUCAUCUCCUGUUUGAUUGAGCAUCGUGCAAACAUUACUGAAUACCAGUGCCGCCAGUUCAUAACCAAAAUGACAGCCAUAAUUUUCAGUGACUACCAGCUCAUCUGUGGUUUCAUGGACAGCUGCAAGAAUGAUAUCAACCAGCUCAAGUGUGGCAGCAUUCGGCCUGGCGAGAAGGAUGUGCAUUCACAGGGGGAAGUGGUCUCCUGUUUGGAAAAGGCUUUGGUGAGUGAAGACAAGACGAUUUCUGACAAUUGUAAGAAGGCCAUCCUGCGUGUAGCAGAACUCUCUUCAGAUGAUUUCCACCUCGACAGACACCUGUACUUUUCCUGCAGAGAUGACCGAGAACGCUUCUGUGAAGAUAUUCAGGGUGGAGAGGGCCGUGUGUACAAAUGCCUUUUCAAUCACAAGUUCGAAGAAGCCAUGAGUGAUAAGUGUCGCGAGGCUCUCACAACUCGACAGAAACUGAUUGUACAGGAUUACAAAGUGAGUUACUCACUGGCCAAGGCAUGUAAAAAUGAUCUCCGGAAGUAUCGAUGCAAUGCAGAGAACUUGCCUCGUGCUCGUGAGGCUCGACUUUCCUACUUGUUGCUCUGUUUGGAAUCUUCAGUGCAUCGAGGUCGACAAGUGAGUGGCGAGUGCCAAGGAGAGAUGUUGGAUUAUCGUAGAAUGCUAAUGGAAGAUUUCUCACUAAGCCCUGAAAUUGUCCUCAAUUGUCGAAGUGAGAUCGAACUCCAUUGUUCAGGCCUGCAUCGGAAGGGCCGAACGCUACAUUGCUUGAUGAGAAUGGGUCGCGGUGAUAAGGGCAACCUGGGGCAGAACUGCCAGCAGUCACUUCAAUCCCUAAUUCAAGAAACAGACCCUGGUGCAGACUAUCGUAUCGAUCGAGCACUGAAUGAAGCCUGUGAAUCUGUCAUCCAAACAGCCUGUAAACACAUCCGCAAUGGAGAUCCAAUGAUCCUGUCGUGUCUGAUGGAACACCUAUACACAGAAAAGAUGGUGGAGGAGUGUGAACAUCGCCUGCUUGAGCUGCAGUACUUCAUCUCCCGCGAUUGGAAACUUGAUCCUGUUCUUUAUCGCAAGUGCCAAGGUGAUGCUUCCAGACUUUGCCACACCCAAGGCUGGAAUCAAACUAGUGAGAUGCUGCCACCUGGAGCAGUGUUUUCUUGCCUAUAUCGUCAUGCGUAUCGCACAGAAGAACAAGGACGAAGGUUAUCCCGAGACUGUCGAGCCGAGAUUCAGCGGAUUCUUCAUCAACGAGCCUUGGACGUGAAAUUGGAGCCUGCAUUGCAAGAACGUUGCAUCAUAGAUCUCGGGAAAUGGUGCAGUGAAAAGACUGAUCCUGGGCAGGAACUGGAGUGUCUCCAAGAUCAUCUUGAUGAUUUAGCAGUGGAUUGUCGGGAUAUUGUGGGUAAUCUGACAGAGCUGGAGUCAGAGGAUAUUCAGAUUGAAGCCUUACUCAUGAGAGCCUGUGAUCCUGUCAUUCAGACAUACUGUCAUGAGUUAGCAGACAAUCAGAUUGAUAGUGGAGACCUGAUGGAAUGCUUGGUUCAAAAUAAACAUCAGAAAGAGAUGAAUGAGAAGUGUGUCGUUGGUGUCACACACUUCCAGUUGAUCCAGAUGAAAGAUUUCCGCUUUUCCUACAAAUUUAAAAUGGCAUGUAAAGAAGAUGUGUUGAAACUGUGUCCGAACAUCAAGAAGAAGGUGGAUGUUGUCAUCUGUCUGAGUACCACAGUUCGGAAUGACACUCUUCAGGAUAACAAGGAACAGCGUGUCUCUAUAAAAUGUCGGAAACAGCUGCGUGUAGAGGAACUGGAAAUGACUGAGGACAUCCGUUUGGACCCUGAUCUCUAUGUGUCUUGCAGAACAGACAUUGAAAAACAUUGUCAAAAUGUGCCAUUUGGAAAUGCGCAGGUUGUCGAAUGUCUCAAAGAUCUUAAGAAAGUUCUGACCACCCGCUGUCAUGACAAAAUCUUCAAACUGCAAGAGUCAGAAAUGAGUGAUCCUGAACUGGACUAUACCCUCAUGAGAGUCUGCAAGCAGAUGAUUAAGCGUUACUGUGCUGAUGCUGACUCAAAGUACGUGUUGCAGUGCUUGAAGCAGAAUAAGAAUGCCGAAUUGAUGGAUCCUAAAUGCAAACAGAUGAUUACCAAGCGACAGAUUACACAAAACACAGAUUACCGUUUAAAUCCUGUUCUGAGGAAAGCCUGUAAGGCUGACAUUCCCAAGUUCUGCCAGUCUGUUUUGAAUAAUGUCAAGGAUGGCAAAGAGCUGGAGGGUCAGGUUGUCUCCUGUCUGAAACUGAAAUAUGCUGACCAGGUACUGACAGGACAGCGUUUAUCUUCUGACUGCGAAGAUCAGAUCCGUGUGAUUAUUCAGGAGUCGGCCCUGGAUUACAGGCUGGAUCCUCAGCUGCAGAUACACUGCACUAAAGAGAUUAACACUUUGUGCGCAGAGGAGGCAGCAGCACAGGAGCAAACUGGGCAGGUCGAGGAAUGUCUGAAAAUCAAUCUGCUGAAGAUUACGGCUGAACCUUGCAAAAAGGAAGUCUUGAAUAUGCUGCAAGAAAGUAAGGCAGACAUCUUUGUGGACCCAGUGCUCCAUGCAGCCUGUGGCCUUGAUAUCAAACACCAGUGUGCUUCAAUUCAACCUGGCAAAGGACGCCAAAUGUCAUGUUUGUUGGAGGCACUGGAAGAUAAAACUGUGAGAUUACAACCAGACUGUAAGAAGAGACUACAAGAUCGUUUAGAAAUGUGGAGUUAUGCAGCCAGGGUUGCUCCGGCUGAGGGAUUUGCAGACUUAGCCUAUCAAGUUAUGGCCUCUCCAUCCAAAAAUUAUCUUAUGGGCUUGUUGGCACUGGGAGUGUGCAUCCUAUUUCUACUGGGUAUGACCUGUGGCAGGAUCACCAAACGAGUGACACGGGAACUGAAGGAUAGGUAGAGCAUGGCCCAAGCCUGCCUUUGUACAGCCUCUGUAUAGUCUCCUCAAAUAAGAGCAGCAGACACAGUCCAAUCCUUCACAUUUUCUCUCUGUUCUGCACAGAUUUUACCUGCAAAACAAACAUGCGAGCCAACAGCUGCUGCCUUUGUUCCAGCCAGACUCCUCUCUUUAGUUUCCUGUAGACUUGGUUCCCAUUGUGUAUCUGAAUCAUGUUCACCCAGAUCAAACAAGUCUUACUAGUAGCAGUCUCAUCCAACAGAGAUCCUCACCUGUAGGAAAGGUAUCUGCCACAAAUGGAACAAUUCCAAAGAACUAUCAGUUCAUAUAGCUUGUAGGAUACUUUCGAUACAGUCUGCUUUAGCUUCUUGAUGUAUUCCUUUUUGAUGUUUGUACAAAACUUAUUGGUCUUGCUUUUUAUUUGAAGAGUUGUAUUUUCACAUUUUUGGUGAUGCUGAGGAGGUGGAGAAGAAAAGCUAGCUCCUUUUCCAUCCAUUGUAGUCCACCUUGGAAAUUCAGUGCUGAGUAUUGGUGGCUUAAAAGGACCUAUCUCUGCAGUUUGAGAGAAUUGAGCUACCCUCUAAGAUGCCGAGAGGUAUUGAACUGAACAUAAUUUGCUGUGUAUUUGAGAUAUUUGGCAUUAUGUGAAAUUGUGAUAGCCAUUCACAUGUCCUGUGUUUUGAUGGUUGACGGGUGGUAGGCUACCUGUCCUAUGGCUUCACUUUAUGGGUUGAUGACUCUCACUCUGAUGUCUUUUUUUCCCUUUGUUUCUCACUUGAAGUAUGUCAGGGGGCUGUCCACAAAAUGCGAAACCGAAUCUCUAAGACAGUUUAUCCUGCAAAUGCAUAAAAGAUAUAUCACUUCUGAUGUCCUUGGUGAGGCUAGGAACUGACCUUUUUCUGAACUAAGCCAUGGUUCACGAAGAUGUACAUGUAUUUCUCUACAUUUGUGCACUUUUAUUUCACAGCUGCUUUCUGCUUACGGUACUCUGGGAAAAGUUUGAUUAGUAGGAAAUAAGGCAGCUGGAAAUUGUUGAGUUGAAUUUUAGGAGAAUGAGGUAAUUUCAUAUAAUUGUAUAACUUAAUUGUGCAGUCACGUUGGUACAUGCUAAGGUGGCACAGGGUGUACAGCAUUAAACAUUUGCACAGUGGUGUAUUGUAAGAAAUACACUGAUUUGGUCUAGAAAUACUUUGAGAGAAUAAACUUCUGUGGCAGUAUGUUUGCUCAUUUUAAAUAGUGUAUUCAAGCAAUUGCCAGAAUCUACUCUUUUGAAGUAUCUUUUUUCAAGCUGCAAAUGUCAUUAAUGCAGGUUAGUUUGCACAAGUUGUUUUAAUCAGCCUCAGUCAUCAACAGGAUCUCUGUUGGAUGUGCUUAGGAUGCUACCAGUGAUAACACCAUUUCACUAAACUGUGUUGUAAAUCCCAUUGGCCAUUGUUCUCUUGACAAAUUGCUUCUGAAUAACAAUCUAAUCAGGAAAUGUACAUUUUAAAUACUGAUCUCUUGACUGCUAACAGAAGUAUCAUGCACAUUUUAUUUUCUCCUUGAAUCUUCAGCCUUAUUUAUUGUUUACUAAUAAAUUCUAGUAGGGUCACAGCCUGUAAUUGUUGACUCUUUUCUGUUGCCUUCUGUUUUAAGUUCUCGUGUGGAUUUGCCUGGUUACUUUGGUGACUGCCAUCAUGGUGAGGGGGUGGCCUGCAUGUUGCAGACUUGAGAUGAUCUGUUUUUUUUAAUUUCCUUUGUAUUAGGGGUGUUUAAAAUUUUUUAAUACAGAAUAUCUGUAGUGAAAUUGUGUACAGUGAGACUCUUUGGCAUCGCCCUGAGUGUUGUACAGACAAGAUGCCAAAAGUCGUGCGUUGUACUGCUAUAGGUGUUGAUGUCACUUUGAAGUAAAAUUUACAAACUGUCAGGUUUUGUAAAUUUUUUGUGUAUAAAAUCCGCUUCAUGAACGUACAAGAUACUUGUUCCCGAUCAUGCUGUGUAAUUCAAAAUGUUAAUGAAAUCCUAACAUACAGGCUCAUUAUUCUGUACAGAAGAAAUGGCAGAAUUUAUUAAUAAAAUGGUCUGCAGGUUUUUAAA